Neurospora tetraspora is the source of this 1708-nucleotide messenger RNA. RefSeq names its product voltage-dependent anion channel-domain-containing protein. Bases 163 to 1629 code for a protein of 488 amino acids. The record is from RefSeq and is a predicted model, not a curated record. Gene Ontology annotation, biological process: malate transmembrane transport. Lineage: Eukaryota; Fungi; Ascomycota; Sordariomycetes; Sordariales; Sordariaceae. Gene Ontology annotation, molecular function: malate transmembrane transporter activity. The transcript has 2 exons. Gene Ontology annotation, cellular component: membrane.
UCCUGUCCCUCCAACUCUUCCCAAAACCACAUCCAGCACAGGACUGAGCUUACACAUCGAGGUCAUCAGCCCAACCGCUUAAGACUUGCUUCCUUUGUUUUCAUCAUCAAUAUCCAACAAUAUCAUCAUCAAGCAUCAUCACCAACAUUGCUAUCGCCCAUCAUGGCAACCGACGUCCAGGAUUACCAGCCCGCGCCGACGCACGAGUCAGCAAGAGGCACAGGUCACCAAUCGGUCCCCUCCAACUCAACCGUCACGACUGUGAACGACAACUCUACGGUGCCCCUCAAGCUUGAGGCCACCGACACAACAACACCACCCAAUGGCGUCGACACCGACACAGACGAUGCCAAUCUCCCGGAGCCUAGACAUCUCCUCGAGAGGAUUCCGACUGUUCUCCAGCCUAGUAUCCCGUGGAGGAAGAGGCUGAUGCACUUUACCUUUGCUUGGUACACCGUCACACUUUCAACCAGCGGUGUCUCUUUGGUCCUAGCCAUCACCCCCCACCGCUUCCGCGGUCUCUCCACCAUCGGCCUCGUCAUCUUUCUCCUGGACCUUCUCUUCUUCUUGGUGAUCACCGCCUCCAUCACCCUCCGCUUCGUCCUCUACAAGUCGACCUUCCGCCGCGCCUUCACCCGGCCCAACGAAGCCCUCUUCGUCCCGACCUUCUUCCUCUCCAUCGCCGCCAUCCUCUGCAACGUAGCCGAGUACGCCCGCAUCUUCAUCUUUGACGGCGACAUUUCCUACCAAUUCCCCGGCCUCGGCAGCAACAGCACCCCCUCAGCAGAACCGGACGACUCCCACGCCGCCUCCGCCUCCCUCCCCACCUUCGCCACCUUCCUCUGCAUCGCCUUCUGGUUCUUCUCCGCCCUCACCUUCCUGGUGUCCGUAAUCCAAUACCACUUGCUCUUCACCGUCAAAGCCGAGCGUCGCCUCUCGCUCACAACCAUCACCCCCGCCUGGGUGCUGCCCAUCUUCCCCGUCAUGCUGAUAGGAACGCUUGCCGGCUCAUUCUCCAAAACGCAGCCACCCGAAUCGGCGAUAGCCAUGAUUUGCGCCGGACUGGCUGCCCAAGGACUGGGACUGUUGGUCAGCUUCUUCUUCUUCAGUUCUUACUUGAGCAGACUGAUGGCGUUCGGAUUACCCGCGCAGAGACCGGGUAUGUUCAUCGCCGUGGGACCGCCGAGCUUUACGGGGGCGGCGGUCAUUUCUAUGGCGUCCGAUAUUCCCCGCGUCUUCUCGCAACUUCAGGAGUCCCGGGUCGCCAUCUUGACGGGAGUGGGCGACAUGGCUACCCUGGCGGCGGGAGUCAAGUUGGGUGCUAUCUGGCUAGGUGUUUUCCUCUGGGGCCUUGGGUUCUGGUUUUUCGUGUCGGCUGUGGCGGGCUGCGUGGCGGGCAUGCAGGAUAAGAGGUUUCAUUUGAGUUGGUGGAGCAUGGUAUUUCCGAAUGUCGGGUUUACCAUCGUCACUAUCAAGAUUGGGACGGGCUUGGGAAGUGAGGGGGUGUUGUGGAUGGCAAGCGGGAUGACGGUGGCACUGGUUCUAGCGUGGGCGUUUAUAGGGUAUCGCUGUGUUAGGGCGGUGGUGAAGAGGGAGAUUGUGUGGCCGGGGCAUGAUGAGGAUUCUUAGGCAUCUCGAGGAGAAGAGUCCUUUUCUGUUCAGGUCGUGUAAGAAGAGGUGGAGACUAAGAGCUGGAAUCUUGGGUUUU